CAGAGAAUUUUCCUGUAGUAACUAAGGACCUUUCAGGAGGAAGGUUUUUAAAUUUUUUGUAGGGUAAAGAUCCUUUAUGUAAAUAUCAAAACAAGUCCCACUAAAAACUACAAAUCCCAGCAGACAGUUGGGUUAUGUGCGCUAAUCGCUCCGCCUCUCCGGUGUAAUUUAUGACUUGGGGCGCCCCGCCCUUCUGGUAUAGAUAUUUUCUUAAAACGACCCAUCUGUGGAGCUGGUGGGACUUUAACUUGGGUGUCCUAGCUCAUAGGCAGGAGCGCUAGUAACAAGGAGUUCCCUUGCGGUGUAACAUUCGGAAGCCGGGUCGCGAGCCUGCCAUCGCCCUCCCAUCCCAGUGUAACAUUUGGAAGGCAGCGCGGGGCCAUUCAUAGAAGAGUGUCUGGGAUUGGAACGUUGUGUCGUCCAGCGGAGCGCGCGCGCCGCACUGUAACCAUGUCCCAGCUGAUCGCGCUGGCUCGCUGCGGAAUCUGCGCCAGGUCCGCCCUCGCCCCCGUCGCAGCGCACCAGCGAGCCGGCGUCUUGCUCGUUGCCGGCGGAACCGCCGUGAGCCGGCGCCUCUGCGGCGUGCGAUGGCUCAGCCGGCACGGCGUUCGGAAGAUCGGCCUGGGGGACGGUGUUUGCACGGGGCUGCUGGUCGGUGGCGCCGUGCUGGUCGGGGUCACAACCGCCGGCUUUGGGCUCAGCCGUCAGCGGGCCGUGAUGGCAGCGGAACGCUGGCGCGGAGGGACCGAGCAGGACCAGCUGGCGCGGGAUGAAAUGUUGCAGAAAUGCAAACACUUCAUGUCGGAUCCGGUGACCGACAUCGACCAGUUGCUGGAAAAUAAGGAGAACAUGAGGACUAAGAUGGAGUUGCUGAUCAUGGAUGUUCAGGCUGAUGUUUGCAAAGCCUUGGCUGAAGUUGACGGCGGUCAGACUUUCAAAGUCGACCGAUGGCACCGUAAGGAAGGUAAACAUUUCUGAAUGUAUGUCUACGUG
This is a messenger RNA of Chiloscyllium plagiosum (whitespotted bambooshark), 993 nucleotides long. The record is from RefSeq and is a predicted model, not a curated record. Lineage: Eukaryota; Metazoa; Chordata; Chondrichthyes; Orectolobiformes; Hemiscylliidae.